AUGCUGUGGCUUGCGUUCUCAGUGGUAUUGAUGGUGAUCGGUGCUGAUGCUCUCGACAUCAGUCAAACUUUCACAAACCAUCACCCGCGUACACGAGCUCUGUCCUCAGAUACCUACUCGUCUCUCAUAUACACAACUCGUCUCAACAUACCCCCACGAUUCCGCCGCUCACCAUCUCGUUCCAACUAA
Messenger RNA from Ostertagia ostertagi, 189 nucleotides. Lineage: Eukaryota; Metazoa; Nematoda; Chromadorea; Rhabditida; Trichostrongylidae. The record is from the annotation of a GenBank genome assembly.